Molecule: messenger RNA, 435 nt
Organism: Armigeres subalbatus
Lineage: Eukaryota; Metazoa; Arthropoda; Insecta; Diptera; Culicidae
Gene: RpS23
Product: small ribosomal subunit protein uS12
Biological process (GO): translation
Cellular component (GO): cytosolic small ribosomal subunit; ribosome
Molecular function (GO): structural constituent of ribosome
Source: RefSeq, a predicted model, not a curated record
AUGCCCUGCCCAUCGUACCCGUCCGGCUUUAUCUACCUUCUGGAUACUGGGUUCGCCACGCCUUUACACGGUAUCGGUAAACCACGUGGAAUCCGUACCGCUCGGAAGCACAUCCGUCACCGCCGUGGCCAGCGAUGGGCCGACAAGGACUACACGAAGGCUUAUAUGAGCACCCGCUGGAAGUCAAACUCGUUCGCCAGAGCCUUUCACGCCAAGGGAAUCGUGCUCGGAAAGGUUGGCGUCGAAGGCAAGCAGCCGAACUUCGCCAUCCGUAAAUGUGUCCGACUGCAGGUCAUCAAGAACGGCAAGAAAAUUACCGCAUUCGUACCACCGCCCGUCGGUGAUAUUCCCGGAGUUCGCUUCAAGGUAGAGUAGAUGGCCAACGUUUCGCUGCUGGCCCAGUACAAGGAGAAGAAGGAACGUUCACGAUCGUAA